This is a messenger RNA of Rotaria sordida, 852 nucleotides long. The record is from the annotation of a GenBank genome assembly. NCBI's taxonomy places the organism in Eukaryota, Metazoa, Rotifera, Eurotatoria, Philodinida, Philodinidae.
AUGGUUUCUACACUGACUGUCAAUAUAGAGGAAGGAUACAUUGAUCAAGAUCGCAUCGUCAAUGACGACUUUGUUUUACCUCAGGAAUAUUUUUGUCCCAUAUGUGGUUAUCUAUUAUGGAAACCGUGUUCGUGUUCUUCCUGUCGGAAUUUAUUUUGCCAUAAAUGUAUUCGAACAUGGCUCAAUAUAAAUCCAACCACUUGCCCAUAUCGAUGUGUUCCAUACCAAGAACAACGAGCUCCACCUCACAUUCAAUCAAUCUUGGCUCGUUUACAUAUUCGUUGUCGUAAUACGCAAUUUGGUUGUAAAGAAAUUCUAGCGUAUGAUUUAUUAGAACGACAUGAACAAGUCAAUUGUCAAUUCCGAACGAAACGAUGUGCCAUAUGUGAACAAUUGGUGCUUAUAGAUCAGCUUGACGAACAUUCAUCGUCGUGUAGACCUACAGUUGUUCAAUGUAGUGUGUGUCAAUGUGCUGUAGAACCAAGAUUGUUUGAAAGUCAUUCACAACAAUGUCUGCAAGAACAUCUGAAUCAUUUAUUCCAACAAAAUUUGCCCAUACAAAAUGAAACUAAUGAUAUUAAUGUUACUGGACAAACACCGAUUGCUGGAAAUUGGUUCGCUGUCUGGAUCCAAAGAUUUUUAGAAGAAUGCUCUAGACCACCUACAACUAAUCUUCCUGGAAUUCAAGCGGUGUUUGAAGCACGUCAACAUGGUUGGCUUUAUCAAAUCUUGACAAUGUUCUUAUUGAUCUUGCGAAAUCCUACAACAGCACCACAUAUCUUCCUUCCCAUGUCGUCAAAAUCGCCUAAGUUUUCACGAUUAAUCGCGAUUUUUCAAAAUACUAAUGAUUAA